AGUGCCGAUAGUGGUGCUGUGAGGAGACUCCACCGUGGACUGAACUAAUACCACAGCAGCUUUUAACGGCUAAAGUGUGCUGUGGGUAAACAUCGUUUAAAUGUAGUCAUUUUAUCUCAAAUUAUUCACGGAUAGGAAACGGAUCAAUUACCAAAACAUACCGAAUAUCGACCCCAAUCUGGUAGCUGUAGCCGACUGUGUUAGGUAAUUCUACAGGCAAAUCGAAGCGAAUACCCUACUCAGCCUAUACCAACGAAAGCUGAUGUUCUCAAGGACAAGAGUCACGUGAUGUAUGAGGGCAAACACAUACACUUCUCGGAGGUGGACAAUAAGCCAUUGUGCUCGUACAGCCCCAAGCUCUGCAAGCAGCGCAGACUCAACGGCUAUGCCUUCUGCAUCCGGCAUGUUCUAGAAGACAAGACCGCUCCCUUCAAGCAAUGUGAAUAUGUGGCUAAGUACAACAGCCAGCGAUGCACCAACCCCAUCCCCAAAUCUGAGGACCGCAGAUACUGUAACAGCCACCUGCAGGUGCUGGGCUUCAUCCCCAAGAAGGAGCGCAAGAAAAACGAUGCACUGGAGGAGAUGCGUGGGCGGUCGCACCUGGACUCGGUGGCCCUCAAUAUCACCGUGCCCUCGCUAGCGCUGAAGGCCUCCAACGGGCUGGACGAGUUGCCGCCCUCGCUGCCGCCCUCGCUGCCGUGUUCGCGCCUGCUGCCCCUGCCCGACGGGGAGCACCUGGACCCGUUCGCCUUCUACGAGGAGGACACGGGGCCGGAGGAAGGGACGCCACGCAAGGGCUCCUCAGUCAGGAAGAAGCCGCAAAGCCGGCUGGUGCUCAGCCAGAGACUGCCUCCGCCACCGCCACCACCACCGCUGCCACGCGACACCGACCUCCUCAAGCCUCGCUCUGAGCACUUUAGCCCUUCGGCUGCGCGCCCCGGCCCUCACCCUUCCUCUCCUCUGUGCGCCCAGCUUCCCCUCCAGCACAGCGGACUCCUCCGGCUGCCCAAGCACUCUGGCAGCCUGCCCCCUUACUCCCGCCAGGGCUCGCAGCAGGGUUUAUUAUGCAAGCCAGCACCACCUCACACUGGCCCCCCACUGCCUCCUGGGCUGGCCCCUGGCGGCGCCGCGCCCGGACCGGGACAGUCGUCUGGCUCCUCCCUCAGCAGGAAAGGCCUGCUCACUGCCACGCCUUUGCUGUCCGGCACGCUGGACUCUGUGCAGCGCCACCUGGUGGCCAUGCGGCCCGCUUCCUUCUCACCACCCCCGGCCUGCCUGCAGCGGCUCAAACACUUGGUGCAGCUGUGCUCCAACAGGCAAGAAGAACACGGGGAUCUCUUCCCUCAUCUAGGGUUGGACUGGUCUGAAGACAGUGGGGAGGAGGACUAUGAAGACUUUGAAACACUUUCACCUUCCCAAUUCUCUGGAAGAUCACAGGAAGGAUCCAUGCAAGACCACUCUCUGGAGGACACAAGUAGCUCCAGGAGGGUCCGGCUGGCCCGCCUUUGCGCCCUCCUGCAGGACAAGUACAAACACCUGUGCAGGCAGGAGAGGGCAGCCACACGCCAGAAGAGACACCGAUAUGCCUUCCGCAAAGCCCUGCUGCACGCCGCCGCCAAGGACCCCGACUGCACGGCGGAGCUCAUCCAGGCCCUCUGCAAGAUCUCGCGAUCCUCAAGUGCAAAGCAGGUGCGACUGGGCGUCCCAGAGACUACUGGGCUCUGCACGGGAAGCACCAAGAGCCAGGCUUGCAGAAACAGAGCCCUGCCCUUCACCCAACACUGCUUCCAACACAUCCUGCUGAACCGCUCCCAGCAGCUCUUCUCCAGCUGCACGGCCAAGUUUGCUGAUGGACAGCAGUGCUCCAUCCCCGUCUUUGACAUCACGCAUCAGACCCCGCUGUGCGAGGAACAUGCCAAAAAAAUGGAUAACUUCCUGCGUGGGGAUGGCAACAGGAGACUGCAGCAGCAGCAGCAGCAGCAGCAUCUGCACCAUCAGCAGCAGCAGCAGCAGCAGCACCUCCUCCAUCAGCACCAGCACCAGCGCAAGCCGCGCAAGAAGACCAAACCGGCGGCGCUCACCAAGAAACACAAGAAGAAGCGGAGGAGAGGGCCUCACCGGCCGCAGAAGCCCAUCCCACCCGCGCUGCCCCAGGGCAACCUGGCCAUGCCUUCCACUCUGGCUCUGUCCACCAACGCUGCCAGUGUCAGGAGUCUUUCAACACCAGAGCUGAGCACGGAUGAGCUUCCUGAUGACAUCACCAAUGACAUAGCGGACAUUCCAAACGACCUUGAACUAAACCAGGAGGAUUUCUCGGACGUGUUGCCAAGGCUUCCUGAUGACCUGCAGGACUUUGACCUGUUUGAAGGUAAGAAUGGGGAGUUGCUGCCCACCACCGAGGAGGCGGAGGAGCUGGUGCGAGCGCUACAGGCCAUGGGCUCCUACCCGGACUCGCUGGUGUGCCUCUCCUCCAUGGGCGAGCUGGCGUCGGGCGUCCCCUCGGGCAGCAUGGGCGACCUGCUCAACGGGCGACUGCCCGCCGAGAACUUCACCAGCCUCGAGCUGGAGGAGAACCUGCUGCACUCGGCCGACGCUCAUUUCCCGCCCUCGCCCUCGCCGCCACCGACGCCCGCGUCGCGCCAGGCUCCCGCCCCCACCACGUCCGCCACCCCGACCACUCCCAGCCUGACCGCCGCCCCCCAGACGCCCAGCGAGCCCCAGAGGACGUUCCCGCGGCCCGCUCCCCUGCCCCACGCGCUGGCCAAGCCUGACCCGGCCUGCUCCCCACCUUCCGCCGGGCCCUUCAGCAGCAGCGAGCACGUGCCCUCCCCCUACAGCGAGCACAUGGCCUCUCCGCACGCCGGCCACUUCCAGGCCGAGUCGCCGCUGCUCCUGGAGGUGCCACUCAGCGUGCCCGGCCCGCCGCGACCGCCCUGGAACCACCUGCCUCUCUCGCUCGCCGACCCCUCGCCGUACGGCAGCCUGAUGGGGCCGGAGGGACACCUGCUGUCCACCUCUCUGUCCACGCCGCCCUCUACCACACACCAGGCGGCCCUGCAGCCCACCGCGGCCCUGUCGGCGCUCCCCCAGGGCGGUCUGACGGGGCUGGGUUCGCCCCCCGCGCCUGCCUCCACCUCCACCGCCGUCUCCUCGUCCCCACCCUCGUCCUCCCCGACGCGGGACCUCCUGGGCUCGCCGCAGGCCAAGCAGCAGCUCCCGCAGUUCAGCGCCGCCUUCGGCCACCAGCUGGCCUCCCACAGCGGCAUCCCCAAGGAUGUGCAGCCCAGCCACAGCUCCACAGCACCCCCUACAGGCUUCACCAUCACCAGUGCCACGGCUGCAAGUGCCAACAGUGCGACUCCCCCCUUCCCGCACAGUAACUGAGAAGUGGUGGGAGAGCGAGAGUGACCGAAAGAGCGAAUGUGGAUUGGUGUGAAUGCGCGCGUGUGUGUGUGUGUGUGUGUGUGUGUGUGUGUGUGUGUGUGUGUAGUAUGUUUGUCUGGUCACUGCACAUCAGCUAAGCAGUGGACUCCGUUCACUCAGCAACUCAACUCAUCUCAGACUCAAGUCAGAGAAAUCAAGCAACAUUGUUUCUGCUAUUUUAUUUGAUACAUGCCGCAAGAGUGGAUCAACGGUGGCCUGUUUGUUAAAUGUUUUAAUUCAAACUUUGCCAUGACUAAAAGACUGCCUCAGAGUCCACUCGUUGGGGUGCAUGUGCAGCCUUGGGUCCUUCUCCUCCAGCUCCUCCAGGGGAGUCGGGUCGGGCGGGUGUCCGUGACCACAGGCAGGACGCACCCCUCAAAGGACCCACAAUUCCAGAGGUAGUGACAGAGAGACAGUGCUACAGAAUUCAAUGACGAAACAACACCUCAAUCAGCAGUCUAGUCUUAGUUGUUCCAGUGGAGACCUGUCUCAGAGCUGUAAUCAUAUCCUUCCUCAUUUACAAGAUCAGCGUAUUCCUUUAAUCUGCCCUUUAUACAAGUGCGCACACACACACACUUAUUCACUCACUCUCAAACACAAUCUCGUGGCUCUACUGACCCCUACAGAAACAUGCCAGUAUGAAUGUCAGGGCCUGCUUCAAUUGAAACAGAUAUAAUCCCAUCAUGAAGGACGUUUCCUGACCAGCUUGACAGACAGCAGAAAAUUGCCAAAAUUAUUUUAAAUGGUUGUUUUUUUAAGCUACUGUGUGUAUGUGUGUGUGUGUGUGUGUGUGUGUGUGUGUGUAUA
Messenger RNA from Alosa alosa (allis shad), 4230 nucleotides. RefSeq names its product INO80 complex subunit D (gene ino80da). NCBI's taxonomy places the organism in Eukaryota, Metazoa, Chordata, Actinopteri, Clupeiformes, Clupeidae. Gene Ontology annotation, cellular component: nucleus. The record is from RefSeq and is a predicted model, not a curated record.